AGAAGUUCUACCAACUUCUCGAGCAUGCUGUACACUCUGGCCGGAGGAGGCACGCUGUGCGGCGUGGCUGCACUAGUGCUCCUAAUUGUCUCCACAGCGACCGACUUCUGGAUGCAGUAUCGGUACUCGGGUAGCUCAGCCAAUCAGGGCCUUUGGAGGUUUUGCAUCAACCACAAAUGCCACGCUCACACCAUCACUGUAGCUUUUUGGGAUGCCACUCGGGCCUUCAUGUUGUUGGCAGUGCUCAGCUGUUUUGCUGGCGUGGUCCUUGGCCUGAGUGCCUUCACCAACGGUACCAAGAACAAGAGGGUCCGCAUGGGGGGAAUUGCCCUUGUCCUCUCAGGGUUUCUUGCUCUCUUGGCUCUCUCCAUCUACACCGGAGUGACAGUCACUUUCUUUGGGAAACGCUUCUUGGACUGGCGAUUUUCAUGGUCCUACAUCAUCGGCUGGGUAGCCAUCAUCCUGGCUUUUGCAGCAGGUGUCUUUCAGCUCUGUGCUUACCAGCGAACUGCAGAACCUACCCCUUCAAACGCCCCUGACAGUUGA
Molecule: messenger RNA, 546 nt
Organism: Nerophis lumbriciformis (worm pipefish)
Lineage: Eukaryota; Metazoa; Chordata; Actinopteri; Syngnathiformes; Syngnathidae
Source: RefSeq, a predicted model, not a curated record